AUGCAGCCCCUGGCACUGCUCGGGUGCCUUGUGGCUCUGAGCCACUGCGCUCUCGCGUCCAAAGUCUGUCCCAGGCCACCAGAAGUGCUGUUUGCCACACUUAACAUAGACAAAAAGGUGUAUGAAGUGGGUGAGGAAGUGGAGUACACCUGCCGGCCCGGGUUCAUGCCCAACAAUGGGCAGAGGAAGUACACCUGCCUCCCGACAGGCAAAUGGGCCUUCAACACCCUGCUCUGCCUCCCAAAGAGAUGCCCCCCUCCUCCACCCCUGAAGAAUGGGAAAAUGGAUUUUGAAGAGUUACAGUACCAGAGUACUGUAACUUUUUCAUGUGAUCCAGGCUACAACCUCGUUGGGUCAAGAACAAGCCAGUGCAUGUCAGAUGGAAAGUGGACUGGAACUCUUCCACAGUGUCAACCGGUGACUUGUGCACCUCCCUCGCUUCCGGAAUUUGGGGUUCUCUCUUACCGUCGCCUACAUCCUGGAAAUGUCUCUCAUUUCCUGGACACAAUCCUGUUUGAAUGUGUCCCUCCUCUCGCCCUGAUUGGGAAUGAGACAGCCACCUGCAUGGCCAAUGGCAACUGGAGCAGCAUUCCUGUGUGCAAGGUUGUCACCUGCCCCACUCCGAUAGGAAUAGAGAACGGGUUCAUCGAGUUUGCAGUGCGCAGGACGUACCACUACAACGAAAGCGUCAGCUUUGGCUGCCAGCCCGGCUACGUGAUGGAGGGAUCCAAGCAUUCCCGCUGUGAGAACACUGGGAACUGGUCCACAAAGCCAGCCUGCAGAGCACCAUGUAAAAUACCAGUUAAGAAAGCUGUAGUAAUGUACAACGGUGAGAAGAAGAGAGUUCAGAACGACCUGAAGGAUGGCAUUCUGCAUGGGGAAACUGUAUCCUUCUUCUGCAAGAACAAGGAAAAAUCCUGUGCCUACACUGUAGAUGUGGCAUGUGUGGAUGGCAACUUCACCCUCCCUGCCUGUUUUAAAGAACGUGGCUUUUUCACAACUCUGGUGAAGAAAGACCCCUCAGACAUGAAAGCAUGUGAAGAUAAAGCAGAGGAUUAA
Messenger RNA from Cinclus cinclus, 1059 nucleotides. RefSeq names its product apolipoprotein H (gene APOH). Bases 1 to 1059 code for a protein of 352 amino acids. The transcript is spliced from 8 exons. The record is from RefSeq and is a predicted model, not a curated record. NCBI's taxonomy places the organism in Eukaryota, Metazoa, Chordata, Aves, Passeriformes, Cinclidae.